Molecule: messenger RNA, 3543 nt
Organism: Talaromyces proteolyticus
Lineage: Eukaryota; Fungi; Ascomycota; Eurotiomycetes; Eurotiales; Trichocomaceae
Exons: 1
Coding region: 1-3543 (1180 amino acids)
Biological process (GO): protein transport to vacuole involved in ubiquitin-dependent protein catabolic process via the multivesicular body sorting pathway
Cellular component (GO): ESCRT-0 complex
Molecular function (GO): protein binding
Source: RefSeq, a predicted model, not a curated record
AUGUCCGGUCCGCCGUUUACGGUCAAAGCUCUUUUUGAUUACACGUCAGAGCAUGAAGAUGACCUGAAUUUUCAAAUUGGCAAUGUGAUCACGGUUACUGCGGAGGAGGACGCGGACUGGUAUUAUGGGGAAUACGUCGAUGACUCUGGCAAGAGAAAAGAAGGCAUUUUUCCGCGCAAUUUUGUCGAGAGAUAUGAGCCCACUGCCCCCCCAAGACCGACUCGCCCUACGAGAGCAAAGAAGGAGCCCGAGCCAGCUCCCCCGCCUCCCGAGCCCGUCGCCGAAUCACCCGCUCUUGAGGGGGAUAAAGACAACCAGACUGAGGAAUAUAAACCAGAGCCUGUGGUAGGAAAGGAGUUGCCUCCACCUCCUUCAGCUCCUACAGCAGUAUCGGUAGCCGCCGAAGCAGUGGCUCCCCCCCCAAAACAGCCGGAGCCACAGCAAACAUCCGCUGCAAAGGCACCUGUCCCACCUGCGUCCAGCAAGCCAAGCUCCAACUCGUUCAGGGAUCGGAUUGCUGCGUUCAAUAAACCAGCUGCGGCUCCAAUUACUCCAUUCAAACCAGGUGGAUUGGGCGGCUCUAAUACAUUUAUUAAGAAACCAUUCGUCCCGCCUCCUCCAAGCAAAGAUGCAUAUGUUCCUCCGCCAAGAGAGGCUCCAUCCAAAACAUAUCGUCGCGAGGAAGAUUCCGAAGCUGUCAGUAGGGAACCACCUAUCUCCGAGGUAUCACAGCCGCUACCAGCUCCAGAGCCAUCGCAAGAUGAGGACGAGCCGAAACCUACCAGUCUGAAGGAACGAAUCGCUUUACUUCAGAAACAGCAACUUGAACAAGCAGCCCGUUUGGCUGACGCGGCACAGAAGAAGGAGAAGCCAAAGAAGCCACCAACCAGGAAGCGAACUGACCCUGAGGAUGUCGCUGCUCCCAUUACCGCUUCAGAGGGCGCUGACUUGGAACGUACUGAGAGCCUUCAAACUCCCCGAGACGAACACCCAGCCGCAGAUAGCGAAGCUGUAGAAGAAUCAAGUCGGCCACAACUGGCUAGCCCACCUCAGCCUUCUAGAGAACUAGUCAGUGACACGAACGAUGCUGACUACUCAGGUGCCGGCGACACAGAAGAUGCCGAGGAAACUUCGACUAGCAGGGAAGACAUCGAAGAGCGACCUCGAAGCAAGCACGCAGCGGUGGCGGAUCAGGAAGGGGAAGAUGACAACGAGGAAAACGGAGAAGAUUCUGAUGAGAACCACGAGGAGGAGGAAGUUGAUCCAGAGGUCAAGAGGAGGAUGGAGCUCAGAGAACGUAUGGCAAAGAUGAGUGGUGGCAUGGGCAUGAUGGGUAUGUUUGGAGGAGGUAUGCCGGGGAUGUAUGCGCAAGCAGGCUCAAAGAAGGCCAAAGCCCCUCAGGAUGCUGGGAGAGAUUCUAUCGAUGAACCAGAGCGUGCAGCGCCUCCAUCAAAAGCGCCUCCAGUACCAUUAAUGGCAUUGCCUGGGAUGAAUGUAGGGAAACAAGAGCCACAGGAGGUAGGAAAAGAAGAGGAAUCAGGUCAGACCCCAGUUAGCCAACUGCACUCGCCUGAUGAGGUGCCGGAUAUCGAAGAUGUGACCGAGGAGCGUGAACUUCCCCUUCGAAAAUCGAUUGAUAGAGCUCCACCACCUCCACCACCCCAGGAGCGCGCUGUUCCUCCUCUACCCCCCACAGAAACUCGACCUCCUCCCCCUCCUAUUCCUGGAACUCAGCCGGCACCACCUCCAGCCCCUGAAUCAAGACCUGUACCCAUCCCUACUCAGUCCGUCGCGUCUCUAAGCCCUGGUUCCGAGUCAGAUGAUGAACUUUCAAUUCACACUAAGAACAUGUCACUCGAUGAAGUGGUGUCUGGAGGCACAGCACCUGAAGCACCUCCCCCACCUCCCCGUCGUGCUUCAACAUUUGGAUCUCCGAGAUCCCCGACGGUUUCUGAGAAGCGUUUCAGUCGCGGGCCCCCUCCAAUCCCUACCAACCCACCUCAGUCUGCUUCACCGCCUCAAGCUCGACCACCACCGCCUCCCCCUCCUGGGGUUCUGAGCCGACAGAGCACUGCAGACACCAAGCGUAGCAUUGUCAACUCGCCCACUGCUGUUGUGAAUGAUGACAUUGAGGAUGAAACUACCGAGUAUGAAGCCGACUACGAUACUGAUAUUGCUCCUGGCGCAAAGUAUAAAGAUGCAUUAAAAGCCCACGAUCGGCAUUCUAGUUUUGAUGACGGAGGCGAGGAAUCGUCGCUGCAAUCUCCACGGGACCCUCCGGAUAAUCGCCCACCGCCGCCUCUUCCCCCAACUGCCCCCCAUGCUGUACCACCUCCUCCACCAAGCCAACCUCCUAAGCGAGCAUCUAUAGAUGCCCCUCGCUCUGCACCACCACCGCCACCCCCUCCUGCGAAGAACCUAGUCGCCGAGGAAGAAGAGGAAGAGGAGAAUCACAGAGGUGACGAUGAUGAGUAUGACCCCUACCGAUAUAAUGCUCCUCGGCCUGCUCUGCCCGCUCAACCACCAUCUCUUCCUCCUCUUCAAGUAUCACCUGGGGAUUUGCACGACGACGACGACCUUUACGAUGCUUCUCCUACUCUUCCCCAGGGCCCCCCACCACCACGUCCAGAGAGAGCUGCUGCACCCCCACCCCCGCCACCGACAACCGAUCCCGUAGCAGCACCACGUGGGAGACAAAGCCUGGACAUAUCAAGGAGCCUGACGACUGCUCGCCGAUCGAUGGAUGUUCCCCGUCCAUCGGUGGAUGUUGGCUUCAUUGCAGCCGACGUUGAUCUCGCUGAGAGUAGCUUCUGGUGGACUCAACCAAGUAUUCCGCCCCCAGUGUUCCAGAACCGUAAAGACCUGAUAUAUGAGGUGGAGGAGUCGACAUCGGCAAAGAGAGGUGGAAAGGCCACUGUCAAUAAAGAUGUUUAUGUUAUUUUCGCCGACUAUUCCCAGACUAUCAUCAACGUUCGAUUUGACCCCAAAAACCCAAGCGACGUCUCCUUGGAGCAGCAUCACGAGCCUCCCCCUAACAAGUUACGACAAGACCAACUAGAGAGUGCUCAUGAGCGGUAUGGUAGUCGUAUUUCGGCCGCCAUUGGCUCUAUCCAGAACACCACUGUUGGCGAUGGAACACCCUAUGGUCUGAUUCAGCACUUGCUCGCGCCCCUCCCCGAUGUCCUCGCACCCAUAGGUGCACGAAGCUACGGCGCUCUAGUCUACUCUAAUCUAGCCAAUGCAUCCAUCCAACAAAGCGACGAGAUCCGUGCGGGAGACAUUGUCAGCUUCCGCAACGCGCGAUUUCAGGGUCACCGUGGUGGACUGCACCAAAAGUACAGUGCCGAGGUUGGAAAACCCGACCAUGUUGGCGUUGUCGUUGACUGGGAUGGAACGAAGAAGAAGAUCCAUGCCUGGGAACAGGGCCGCGAGAGCAAGAAGGUGAAGACAGAAAGCUUCAAGCUGGGCGAUCUUAAGAGCGGUGAGGUCAAAGUCUGGCGUGUGAUGCCGAGGAGCUGGGUAGGCUGGGACUCUAAGCAAUGA